AUGGAAAUCUCCGAUGACAAGGAUAAGGCUCUACACCCCUCUCAGUUUAUCCGGUCCGUCGUGAGAAGUGAACCUGAUUUUUUCUCCUCCAUUUGCGAAGACGAAGAAACGCCUACCCUUGAAGCCGUCUUCUUUGCCGAAGCAAUUGUUCGAAAUGAGUUACUUAACCUAAAAGAAUCGACCUCCUCAGGCCCUAAUGCAAUCCCUACCAAGCUGUUGAAGGAGCUAGCUCCCGAAUUGUCCAAACCAUUAGCCAUGAUAUUCCAAACGUCAUUUCUUACUGGAUGCCUGCCCUCUGAUUGGAAGUCCGCUACCAUCACUGCGCAUUUAAAGAGCGGAAUUCGUGCCUCUGCGAAUAACUACAGGCCAGUGAGUCGUACAUCCCUCUGUUGAAAAAUCACGGAAAAGGUCAUAAAGAAGUCCUUGAUGCAGUUUCUCGGGCAGCACCAUCUCCUCUCUGAGGCGCAACAUGGCUUUCGAAGUGGUAGGUCCUGCCUCACGAACCUGCUCUUUUCGCUCGAACGCUGGACCCAAGCACGCGAUGAAGGUAGUGUGGUGCACGCCAUCUACAUCGACUUCAAAAAGGCCUUCGACAGCGUUCCCCACCAACUUCUCUUGCAUAAACUACGCAACGGUGGAAUUCGUGGACGCCUUCGUGUAUGGAUCCAGAGCUUUUUGGCUGGACGGUCCCAAAGAGUGCAGGUGGGACGUCAACAGUCCUCGGAGGUAGGCCUGGUGAGUGGCGUCCCACAGGGCUCAGUCUUAGGUCCCGCGUUAUUCCUCGUUUUCAUAAUUGACUGCGUCAAGGAUCUAAACUGUGAUACCAUCCUGUUUGCCGGCGACAUAAGAUUGUGGAAGGUUAUUCACAAUGCAGCAGACGUAGACCACCUGCAAGCAAAUCUAAAUAGGCUCGAAGUCUGGUCGAAGCGCUGGCUUGUGCCCUUCAAUAUAAGCAAGGGCAACUUUCUGCAACUGAGCACCUCCAGAGCCUCCAGCUCCAGGACUUACUUUCUACAUGGCACACCACUUCAACAGGUUGACAGUCAGAAGGAAUUGGGCGUAUGGAUUACAUCUUCACUCAAACCAACACUGCACUGCGCAAAGGCGGCUAAAUCGGCUAUGGCUACACUGCAACUCAUUAACCGAGCAUUUAUGGGAUUUGACACGGACUGCUUUUCCAAAGUAUUUGGCACCUACGUGCGGCCUCAUCGAGAAAACGCCAUACGGGCGUAG
This is a messenger RNA of Spirometra erinaceieuropaei, 1233 nucleotides long. The record is from the annotation of a GenBank genome assembly. NCBI's taxonomy places the organism in Eukaryota, Metazoa, Platyhelminthes, Cestoda, Diphyllobothriidea, Diphyllobothriidae.